Messenger RNA from Capra hircus (goat), 357 nucleotides. Its product is annotated as cathelicidin-3-like. Gene Ontology annotation, cellular component: extracellular region. Lineage: Eukaryota; Metazoa; Chordata; Mammalia; Artiodactyla; Bovidae. Gene Ontology annotation, biological process: defense response to Gram-positive bacterium; antimicrobial humoral immune response mediated by antimicrobial peptide; defense response to Gram-negative bacterium. Gene Ontology annotation, molecular function: lipopolysaccharide binding. The record is from RefSeq and is a predicted model, not a curated record.
AUGGAGACCCAGAGGGCCAGCCUCUCCUGGUCACUGUGGCUCCUGCUGCUGGGACUAGUGCUGCCCUUGGCCAGCGCCCAGGCCCUCAGCUACAGGGAGGCCAUGCUUUGUGCUGUCGAUCAGCUCAGUGAGCGGUCCUCAGAAGCUAAUCUCUACCGCCUCCUGGAGCCAUCUCCCCCCAGCCUUGAUGUGGAGGACCGGGGAGCUCGAAAGCCUGUGAGCUUCAUGGUGAAGGAGACCCUGUGCCCCAGGACGAGCCAGCAGCCCCCGGAGCAGUGUGACUUCAAGGAGGAUGGGGUGGUGAAAGAAUAUGGGCUGACAGUCACCGUGGACCACUGGGACGAUGUAUUCGCAUAA